AUGGCCUCACGAUUCCCUCGCCAGCGCGAUCCCCGCGCAUCCUCCUCCCUCUUCGACUCAUACGGCGGUGGCGACUCCCGUCCCGCGAGCAGAUCACCUGCUCCAAGCGGAUAUGGUUACGGAGGCUAUCCCAGUCCCGCAGGAGACGGGUACACGAAUGGCAGUGCUUCCGCUGGGCCAUAUAGAAAUGCCACGCCUGAUAAGAAGGGCCACUACUCCGAUGCCGUCCUCUCAUCACUUGAAUCGCAGAAUGAUGCCGAGGUGGAGGGUAUCUCGGCCAAGGUUAAGAUGCUGAAGGAUAUCACACUCGCCAUCGGCGACGAAAUCCGCGACACUGCCCACCUCACAGACCUCGAGGGCUCCUUCGAUAGUACGCGUGUACGAAUCCGGGGAAACAUGACCCGCAUGCUGCGCAUGGCCGAGAGCACCGGCGUCGGCUGGCGGGUGUGGCUGGGUUUCUUCUGCGCUGUGUUUCUGCUGUUCUUCUAUGUGUGGAUCAGCUGA
Penicillium riverlandense is the source of this 504-nucleotide messenger RNA. Its product is annotated as SNARE domain- containing protein. The record is from RefSeq and is a predicted model, not a curated record. The transcript is spliced from 4 exons. Bases 1 to 504 code for a protein of 167 amino acids. Gene Ontology annotation, biological process: endoplasmic reticulum to Golgi vesicle-mediated transport. Lineage: Eukaryota; Fungi; Ascomycota; Eurotiomycetes; Eurotiales; Aspergillaceae.